Messenger RNA from Frankliniella occidentalis (western flower thrips), 1530 nucleotides. RefSeq names its product neprilysin-1-like. Gene Ontology annotation, biological process: protein processing. Lineage: Eukaryota; Metazoa; Arthropoda; Insecta; Thysanoptera; Thripidae. Gene Ontology annotation, cellular component: plasma membrane. The record is from RefSeq and is a predicted model, not a curated record. Gene Ontology annotation, molecular function: metalloendopeptidase activity.
ACCCGGGCAUCAAGCCCAGGACCGCGUCGUCACCGGGCGACUUGUGCGCCGUGUUGUGUUGACCCCGCCGCGCCCCCACCACUUUGCGAAGAUAUCAAGUCGUGCGCUCAUUUGCUGUUCGGGGAAUGAUCGCGAAAUGGUCUGAAAUAAUAACGGCGCGGUUAAGAAACGAUUCGCGAAGGGAGCGAAAUGAAGCGAAAUAACCCGCGGCCCUCGACUGAUUUCGCCGGCUCGGGCUCGGUUCCAGCCGCCUCGCUGCUGUCCGCCAUGGACCGCUCCGCCUCGCCGUGCCAGGACUUCUUCCAGUACGCGUGCGGGUCCUGGAACAAGCGGCACCUCAUCCCUGAGGACAGGUCGUCCAUCAGCACGUUUGAGGUCCUCGCCGAGCAGCUCAACCACAUCCUCAAGGGCAUCCUCGACGAGGACGUCAACGUCAACGACUCCAACGCCACGAAGAAGGCCAAGAUCUUCUACAAGUCGUGCAUGGACCUGAACCAGAUUCGGAAGGUGGGCGACGUGCCCCUGAAGAUGGUGCUGACCUCGCUGGGCGGGUGGCCGGUGACCGUGCCCGGAUGGAAGCCCCCCGAGUACCCGCUGGAGGUGCUCCUGGGCCGCCUCAGAGCUGACGAAGGCAUGCUCUUCCAGCAGUGGGUUGGUCCCGACGACAAGAACUCUUCAGUGAACAUUCCCCAGCUGGACCAGUUGCAGUUGGCACUCCCCUCCAGGGACUACUACCUCAAGACAAGCACCGAGACCGAGAUUAAGGCCUACCACAAGUACGUCACGGAGGUGGCCAUGCUCAUGGGCGCGGACAAGGCCACCGUGGCGCAGGAGAUCACAGAGGUCAUCAACUUCGAGAAGCGCCUGGCCGAGGCCUCGCUCCCAGAGGCGGACCGCCACGACACCUCCCUCAACUACCAGCAGCUGCCGCUGUGGCGCCUCCAAGAGGACGUGCCCGAGCUCGACUGGCACCUGUUCCUCAAGACGGUGCUCAAGACCGUCAUCUCGAGGGAGGAGCCCGUCGUCUGUUACGGCCUGCCGUACUUCAGGUCCAUGGGCAAGAUCCUGGCCGAAACCGACAGGAGAGUGGUGCACAACUACUUGCUCUGGCGCCUCGUCAACGAGUACGCGUCCAAGCGGGUCGAGUUCCGGCGGGUGCUGCACGGCAUACUGUCGGAGCGGCCGCGCUGGGCGCAGUGCGUCGAGCUGACGAACAAGAAGCUGGGCAUGGCCGUGGGCGCGCCCUUCAUCCGGGACAACUUCAACCACGAGAGCAAGGAAACGGCGCUCGAGAUGAUCCACAACAUCUGAGGCGCUUUCAACGAGCUGCUGGCGGAGAACGCCUGGAUGGACGACGAGACCAGGGCCGUGGCCAAGGAGAAGGCGGACGCGAUGAACGAGCAGAUCGGGUACCCUGACAUGCUGACCAACCCGGCCGAGCUCAACCAGGAGUACAUCAUGCUGAACGUGACUCAUGGCCAGUUCCUCGUCAACAUCCUCAAUGUGCUCCACUACGAAGCGUACCACAAC